Messenger RNA from Drosophila arizonae, 1225 nucleotides. RefSeq names its product Vacuolar H[+] ATPase 36kD subunit 2 (gene Vha36-2). Gene Ontology annotation, molecular function: proton-transporting ATPase activity, rotational mechanism. The record is from RefSeq and is a predicted model, not a curated record. NCBI's taxonomy places the organism in Eukaryota, Metazoa, Arthropoda, Insecta, Diptera, Drosophilidae.
CAAAAUGAUUUUUAAGUCAAGCUUUUAAAUAAAUUUUAAGUUUUUCAAAGAAUAUUUCUAGGAGUUCCCGGCUCGUUCAGCUGGCUGUGGCGAGGAGAGCCAGUGACAGGAAGUCCUUGGUGCGAGGUGUGGGUGCCGCUGCAAGAUGGCUGUCAACAACAAGAUUCAGAUAUUUCCAUCUCGCGCCAAUGCGGUGCUGAUGAGUCAAAAGAUCCUGGCCGCCAAGCGUGGCAUUCGGCUGCUGAUGCGCAAGCGCGAUGCAAUCGAUAUGAAGCUGCGGGAGCUGAAGGCCCAAAUGGUCGCCAAGGGGGAUAAUUUGGAUGAUGUGAUGCGCAACGCCAUCUUCUCAGUGACCAAGGCGAACCUGCUGGGCGCGGACUUCAAGCCCUUGACUGUCACCGACCAAAAGAAGGCAACCACAUACUUGAGCAGGCGCCAGCAGAAGAUCGUGGGCGUGACAUUGAACUAUUUCGACUUGGAGAUCUCCGACAUGUACGCCCAGCCGCUAGUUGGCCUCAACUGCGGUGGUCAACAGGUGGCGAAGGUGCGCACGAAUUUUCAAGACGCGCUGAAGAUGAUCGUCGACUACGCAUCGCUCGAGUACAUGCUGCGCCUGUUGACGCACGCCUCGCAUCAGACCAACAUGCGAGUCAAUGCCCUGGACUUUGUAGUCCUGCCGCAGCUGGCCGCAACGGCCAAGUAUAUCAGCAGUGAGCUGGAGGAGUUCGAGCGCGAGGACUUCUAUCGAUUGAAGCGCUCACAGGCCAAGCAGCUGGAGGCCAAGCGCGCCUUUACAGAGCUCAUCAAGACCAAAAAUAUGACGGCGGAGGAGCUGGCAGCGUACAUAAAGCACGGUGGCCAUGUCCAGCAUUUGCCUGAGAUCACCUUCGAUGAAGCACCAUUCGACAGAGAGGCACCGGACCCGGAGCUUCGCGAGGCCUACAUCAAGCGCCACUCCCUGGUCGCCACUCAGACGAAACGCGCCGACACCCACUUACCGGAUCCACAUACCGCCGAAUACUUUAAGCACAUUGAUCGUGAUGAGGUGACGUUGUCCGUGCGUGCUCAGUCGCUAGUACCACAGUACAGUUCAUCCGAAUCCAGCAACGAUGACACCUAAGUAUCGCAUUAUCGAACUCAGCAAGUCGAUGUCUCACUGAAGGUGCUUAGAGAUCUAUUUGAGGAACUCAGACUUAAAAUUUGUAAUUUUAUUGAAAAAGAAAAG